ACGGAGGGACGUUUGAAAUUAAACAAGCAGCGAGUGGAAGUGUGAGCCAGCUAUCAUUGAGGUCGAAUUAUCACGAUUAAACUAUCUGGUCUGAUAUUUACCCGUGGUUAUCUCUUCAUAGCAUCGGAUCGACAUUCAAAAAGAGUUAUAUUUCGAUAGCAUUGUCUUGCUGCGACGUAAAACGGAUAUUCAUGGAGUAAGACACAAAUAUCAACUGACCGACGUAGCUGCUAGCUAACGUUAGCUACCUGCUUCAGAGCUGUUGUGGAUUUGUAUUCUAGAGAAGUGUCGCUCAGUGGUUUCUUUUCGGUGAUUGUGCAACGAAGCUAACAUACAAAGAAUAUGGACUCUGCUGCCCGGCUCAAGCUGACAAAAGACCUAAAACCUCUGAGGACUGACAUCAAGCCUAAUACUGAUGGCCCAAAGCGAGUUCCUGUGUCCCAACAGUCCCAGAUGACUAAGAUGGCAGUUGUUACACCAACUGCACAACACCGUGUCCUAGGCGUAUCAAAUGGACCUCAGCGCAUUCAAAGGCUUGCUAGCCACCAGAAACCAGCCUCUCAUGUCCCUGUUAUUUCCAAGCCAUCCAACCCUGCCAGUCAGAAUGUGAAACCUGCUAAUCAGAAGGGACAUCCAACGCCACAGCCCAAACAUGGUCCCCAGCCAAACCAGCCAAAGACAAAUGUGCCCAAGGUGAACCCAGAGCCAGCAAAAUCACCAUCGGAACCAGCAAAGCAGGAAAAGCCUCAGAACGAAACUGCCAAGAUUGAUUCUGUAAAAUCAUCUUCAUCAAGCAAACGAUGGAGCUUGGAAAACUUUGACAUCGGCCGCCCUUUGGGGAAGGGUAAAUUUGGCAACGUGUACCUGGCCAGGGAGCGACAGAGUAAGUUCAUCUUGGCCCUGAAGGUGCUCUUCAAGAAGCAGCUGGAGAAGGCUGGGGUGGAGCACCAGCUGAGAAGAGAAGUGGAGAUCCAGUCUCACUUAAGGCACCCCAAUAUCCUCCGCCUCUACGGCUACUUCCAUGAUGCAUCUCGUGUGUAUCUCAUCCUUGAGUUUGCGCCCAAGGGUGAACUGUACGGUGAGCUGCAGCGCUGUGGAAGUUUUUCUGAGGAAAGGAGUGCAACAUACAUCAUGGAGCUGGCAGAUGCCCUCAACUACUGCCACUCUAAGAACGUGAUCCACAGAGACAUCAAACCAGAGAACCUCUUAUUGGGGUCUAAUGGCGAGCUGAAGAUUGCAGAUUUUGGCUGGUCUGUUCACACACCAUCCUCCAGGAGAUCCACAUUGUGUGGAACUCUCGACUACUUGCCUCCAGAGAUGAUUGAGGGGAAAACUCAUGAUGAAAAGGUGGACCUUUGGAGUCUGGGUGUCCUUUGCUACGAGUUCCUGGUUGGAAAACCUCCAUUUGAGGCUAAAACUCACGAGGAGACUUAUCGUAGGAUAUCAAGGGUGGAGUACACUUACCCUGCACAAUUCAAUAUCAGCACUGGAGCGAAAGACUUGGUUGCCAGGCUUCUGAAGCACAACCCCAUGCAAAGACUGCCCAUUGAGGGGGUCCUGUCACACCCCUGGGUGGUAGAGACCUCCACCAAAAAGCCCACUACUGUUAACAAUGAUGAACCCAGCCAAUGAGCCCUCUUGUUCCCCUCAACGCAUCAUCAGAGAGCUUUCAUGGGGAGUUGUGCACAAUAACAAUAGCUGCACAAAGGCGUUGAAAAAUAACAUCAGUGAGCAGCUAAGCUAUCAGUAUCUGCUUAUAACACUCUGCUGACUAUAACCUAUGUUUAUGAGGAUGUCCUUCUCUGUGGGUAUCCUGAGCCACUUGGUUUUCUCUUUAUGUUCAGUCUUUUUGUGAAUUUCCUCUCAUUACCAUCUGCAACUAUUGCCUGUAAAUAUGUCACUAUUUUUAUAUAAUUCUGAAAGUUUUAUCAAGCUUUUCAAAAAUUCCAUUACUUGAAAUAAAAAGUAAAUUAUCUUUCAUGGAGUUUGUCACUUUGGAAACAAACAGUUUGUGUCUGUCAUAUUAAUGUAUAAUUUAAUGCUGAAUUGUGUGCAGAUUUUAAGCUCUUGGUUUAUUCGCUCAACUUCUUGGUGUUCAAGACUUUGCACUAAAGCCCAAUGAGUGAGAUAAUGACUGUUUCAUGAGUGCUUCCUGUGUUGUGUGGCCAGCAGAGGGAGCUAAAGUACCACUGGAGCUGAACUGAGUGUUACAAAAUUUAGGGAGUAUCAUAUCUGCUGCCUGUGUUUAUAAUUAUGUUCAAUAUCAUGAGUUUGAAUUUCUGCUGCAAUAAAAAAUAGAAAGUAAA
Messenger RNA from Notolabrus celidotus (New Zealand spotty), 2306 nucleotides. RefSeq names its product aurora kinase A (gene aurka). Gene Ontology annotation, biological process: mitotic spindle organization; regulation of cytokinesis; protein phosphorylation. The transcript has 9 exons. Bases 343 to 1632 code for a protein of 429 amino acids. Gene Ontology annotation, molecular function: ATP binding; protein kinase activity. Gene Ontology annotation, cellular component: chromosome passenger complex; spindle midzone; spindle pole centrosome. The record is from RefSeq and is a predicted model, not a curated record. NCBI's taxonomy places the organism in Eukaryota, Metazoa, Chordata, Actinopteri, Labriformes, Labridae.